This is a messenger RNA of Stereum hirsutum FP-91666 SS1, 3150 nucleotides long. RefSeq lists its product as uncharacterized. The record is from RefSeq and is a predicted model, not a curated record. The transcript is spliced from 4 exons. Lineage: Eukaryota; Fungi; Basidiomycota; Agaricomycetes; Russulales; Stereaceae. Bases 1 to 2865 code for a protein of 954 amino acids.
AUGAACGGCGUCCGUCGUUUUCUCGGCGGUGGCGGCGGCGGCGGAGGGACAAGUACGACGACGGCGACGACGGCACCCCCUGAAAUCCCCCCACUCAAUCUCUCCUCCUCACCGAAUUCCGCAUCUCCAUCAACAAGUCCGACGAAAGAGUCGCCGCUUGAUUCUGCUUCUGCAGGGGGGUCACGACCGUCAACUGGCACUGCAGGACUUUUCAUACGGAAGGACAGGCACAGACAACAGCCUUCAUCGUCCACUGGUACUUUCGAUGACGCUGUCGCUGCUGCUUUCACCAACGGUUCUUCGUCUUCACCGUCGGCAUCGGCAUCGUCACCGCCGCCAUUACCGCACGGUUCGGCGUUCACGUCGACGAGAGCGAUGAAUCCACCGUUUCCUGUUGCUGGUCCGUCGAGUUCUAAAUCGAGAUCGCCCGUGAGGAAGUCGGUGCCGCCGGUGGAUCGGAGCUCGGGGUUCUUUGGGACGAGGGACGAGUUGUUGAUGAGUUUGCUUUCGAGUGAGGCGGUGGUGGAUAGUCGGGGCUAUGAGGUCUUGAGCGCGGAGGACGUUGAGGAGUUGAAGAAGGAACACCAAGUCCUCUCCUCCCGCCUCACCGCCUGCACCAAAAAGCUCGCGCUCGAGACCAAAAUCCGAGACGCAGCGGCGAACCUCGCAAAGAUAAACUCGAACCUGAAACGGGUCUCCAAACAAUCCUCGGACCAACUCGAGACGUCGAACCGUAAAGUCGAGGCUGCCCAGCGCGAGCUCUGGCGCGUCUCGGAGCGCGCGAGCGAGGUCCACAAUAAGCUACUGCAGCAUCGCGCGGCGGUCCUGUCACAUUCCGUGAGGGAUCUCGAGAGGAAGGUCCAGGCUGGACAGGGUGGUGGUGGUCUUGGCGGCCUUGGUGGAGGUGGUACGGUGAUUGGAGGAGGGGACGGGAGUACGUCAGGGUGGAGUACGCCCGUGACCGGUACGGGGACGAGUACGGCGCCGUUGAGUCCUACAUCGAGUGUUACCAGUGCCGGCGGGUCAUCCAAAGCGCGAUUCGACGGUGCGCAUCUGUUCGCGGGGCAUGAGAAUGCCGUCGUUCCGAAGAGACCGCGUCCGCCGAUGACGUUGGCGGAUGUGGCGGUGAUGGAGGAGCAGUUGAGGGUGACGAGGGAGUCGUUGAAGCAGGCGGAGGCGUUGCAUGUGGCGGCGGUGCAGGAGUUGGAGAUGAUCAGGGCGGAGAAGGAGAAUACGGAGGCUACGUUGAUGGUUGCGGACGAGGCGAAAGAGGCGGCAGAGAGGGGGGCAGAGAGGGCGGAGGAGUUGGAGAUGCGCUUGAGGGAGAUGGAGGAUGAGCGGCAGGCGUGGGAGGAUGAACGGAUGGUGUUGGAGGAGAGGGGGAGGAAUGUGGAGGUGUUGGAGAGGCGGUUGGAGGUGUUGGAGGAACAGAGCGGAGAGGCGGCGGAGUUGGAGGCGAUGGUGAGGCGGGCGAGGGAGCAGGGCGAGGUGGCGGUGGCGAAGCUGAGGGCGGAGAUGGAGGCUGAGCGGGCACGGUGGGAAGAGGAGCGACAGGAUUGGGAGCAGCAGAAGGAGGAUUUACAGGAACGGGCGAAGGACGAGAUCGACGCUGCGAGGGAGGAUCUGCGGAUACUCAUCCAGUCGCACGAUAUUCCAGUCUAUUCGAGAGAGCUCACGAUGACGACGCUCGUGUCGGCAUUGAGCAAGCAUCUCGACGGUGGUGGCGCGAAACGAGGUCUGGAUGCGGAUGCCCAACGGCAGAUGGAGGAAACUCUCCAGGCAGAGACCGAACGGCGUCUUGCUCUCACACAAGAGCUCGAGGCAGCCAAAGCCGAGCUCGCAUCCGUCGAUGCUCGUUUCAAGGAACAAGCCGACACUUUCUCCAACCUCCUCGCACAGCGCGCUCCCACGUCGCCAAUCGAGUACACUGGGGACGCAGCCAAGAUCGUCUCCAUCCUCCAACCCGUCUGGGCCAUCCUUCCCUCUCCCGAGGCUCGCGCCUCCCGCAUCACAGGCGCCGCCAAGCCCUUCCGCACUGGCUCUCCCACCAUCGGUCCAGGAAGCCCCCGCGUCGGGAACGCGUCCAUCUCCGACAUGGACGUUCGCUCGCUCAAGACGCUCUACUCGCCACAGACGCCCACGACCAAAGCGCGGGACAGUCAACCAAACGGCGCUGGCUCGACGAAUGGGCACGGGAACGGGGCGAGUGUGGUCGGGACGUUCACGGCGGAGGCGUUCGCUGCGCGGGUGCAGGCGUUGAUGUCGGACGAUAGGGCGUUAAUCGAGAGGUUGAUUCGGUUCGCGCAGGCGCAUGAUCUGUUGAAGAAGAAUGCGGAGAGGGCGCAGAAGUUGGCGCAGGAGAGCAAUGGGGCGUUAGAGACGUAUUCGAAGCAGGUCAAGACGCUCGAGGAUCGGAAUACGAGCCUUGCGCAGAGGCAGGCGGGGAUGCAACAAGAGGUACAAGAGUUGCAGGCGGCUCUUGACCGACUUUCAGAGGAGAAGCGGGACGUGGAGAUGCAGGCUGCCGAGCAAGCAGAGACAUGUCGGCAGCUCACCGAGGCCAACAACGCCCUCAGCGCCAAGACGCUCACUCUCGCCGCAGAAGCCGCCUCGACCGGCGACGGACUUCGGAAGCAGAUGGACGCGAAGAGCGAGAGUAUACGGAGAGAGAUGGAAGAGAAGUUACGGACGUUGGAGACUCAGCUCGAGCAGGCGAAGAAGGCCCUCUCGGCGGCGCAGGACGAGCUCGCGGCGAUGCAGGUCGCGGAGCAGACGCAGAAGAUCGCAUUGUUGGAAGAGCUGAACUCGAUACAGGAGGAGAAUGGGAAGAUGAAGGCCCAGUUGCGGAGUCUUGGGAAGAUGUAGUCAUAAGUCUCAGUCAGUCACAUCGGCAGGUUCGACAGACACACAGCAAGCAAGUUCAAUUUUACUCACUGGUGGAUAAUACUCGAUCUCCUCUAUGAUACAUAAGCAUGGAUACGUCAAUUUUUCUCUCUCGUUUUCGGAAGUCGCUCCUUUAUCUCCAUCUCCAUCUCCGUCUCGUCUCGAUCAUCUCUAUCUCUAUAUCUCAUGGAUGUACACGUCCUGCUCGUUUUAUUUGCUUGCUUUGAGGGAGCUUUGCUUUUUUUGGCGCAUUAUUUAUCUCAUUUU